AUGUUUUUUUGUCAAAAUUUAGAGCAUGAAGGAAGUUCAAUUGUCGGUUUUUGCCUUUCUGCUGAUUGUCAGGAGCCUAAAUCUCAAUUUUGUGUGAAUUGUCUAAUCAAUCCUUAAAAACAUUUAAAUUGUAGAAUUGACUGCAAACCAUUUGAUAAAAUCGAUCUAAUCCUAGAUUUAAUUAUAUAUAAGCUAGAUUAAUUUUAAGAAAAAGCUGAUUAGAACUUUGAAUAGUUUAAAUGUGAGUAUUAAAAUACUAUCAAAAUUAUUUAAAAAGAACAGCAAAAGUUUAAGGAGAUAGCCAAAAACUUUAAAGAAUAAAAAUUUAAGGAAUUUCUUGAUAAUAUUGACAGAGUAAAGAAUUGGAAUACAAAAAUAAAAUAGACUUAAUUUGAGAAAGAAAUUAUCGAUCUCUGUAUUCAUAAUAUUUUACAAUUAGGGUUGAAACAAGGAAUUGAAUUAAUAAACUAGUAGGAAUACUAAAGAGCUUUAGAAAAAUUUGAGAAAGUUUUAAAAGAAGACUCAAAAAAUUAUCUGGCAAAAUUUUACUAAAGUAUAAUAAAAUAAAAAUAAGGUGUUACUUUAAUGUAAUAAAACAAAAACUAUCUAUCUUUUUAAUUACUAGAAGACUUAUAAAUAGAAUAUCCAAACUUUUAAGAAUAAGCUCUAAUCACUCUAAAGGAAAAAUUAAGGAUAAAAAGCAAUAAUAUAGCUACAUUGAUGUUAUAAAGUAUCAUAAAAUAUAAUUAAAAGUCUAUUCUAUGA
Messenger RNA from Paramecium primaurelia, 765 nucleotides. Lineage: Eukaryota; Ciliophora; Oligohymenophorea; Peniculida; Parameciidae. The record is from the annotation of a GenBank genome assembly.